Messenger RNA from Monodelphis domestica (gray short-tailed opossum), 3998 nucleotides. RefSeq names its product zinc finger protein 74-like. Gene Ontology annotation, cellular component: nucleus. The record is from RefSeq and is a predicted model, not a curated record. Lineage: Eukaryota; Metazoa; Chordata; Mammalia; Didelphimorphia; Didelphidae. Gene Ontology annotation, biological process: regulation of transcription by RNA polymerase II. Gene Ontology annotation, molecular function: sequence-specific DNA binding; DNA-binding transcription factor activity, RNA polymerase II-specific.
CCAAAUCUUCCAGGAGUCUGCGGCCUCUCCUCCCCCCCGCCCCCACACCCCUGCCUUCCCCGCCUGGACUAAGAGUCCUCAAAUCAACCUGAUGAGGGCUAAGGCUUUUUCUCGACACAACAUCAAGGCCAAGGCUUCCCCUGGCCCCGGGCCUCCUGAUUCCUCCCUCAGCUCUGAUUCCCCUCGCCAUUAGCUUUGAACUCCUUCCUUAGCCCCUUCCCUUUCUCCCACGAUUUCCGAGCUCCUCCUUCACCAGCCUCCAUCAGCAGCUCUCAGCCUCCCCCUCAUCCCUAGUCAGCAGCUGCCCUGAACCUCCUCACCUCACCCCAGCAGCUGCCCUGAACCUCCUCACCCCUAUCAGCAGCUGUCAGCCUCCUCACCUCACCCCAGCAGCUGCCCUGAACCUCCUCACCCCCCAUCAGCAAGUCCCCUCCAUUCUCCCAUGAGCAGCUCUCAGCCUCCCCCUCAUCCCUAGUCAGCAGCUGCCCUGAACCUCCUCACCCCUAUCAGCAGCUGUCAGCCUCCUCACCUCACCCCAGCAGCUGCCCUGAACCUCCUCACCCCUAUCAGCAGCUGUCAGCCUCCUCACCUCACCCCAGCAGCUGCCCUGAACCUCCUCACCCCUAUCAGCAGCUGUCAGCCUCCUCACCUCACCCCAGCAGCUGCCCUGAACCUCCUCACCCCUAUCAGCAGCUGUCAGCCUCCUCACCUCACCCCAGCAGCUGCCCUGAACCUCCUCACCCCCCAUCAGCAAGUCCCCUCCAUUCUCCCAUGAGCAGCUUUCGGCCCCCUUUCACCCCACCCUCUCCCCACCAAUAGCUCUGAGCCACCUCACUAUUGGCUUAGAACUCUCCUUAACCUCCUCUCUUCUUUGCAUCACUUCUGACCUCCCUCUUCCCCCAUUAGCUCUGGGCCCCCUCUUCUCUUCAGCUCCAACUCAGCUUUCCCCCCAGUCCUUAUUGACUAAACCUGUGAACCCCAGUCUUCUGCCCUGGGCCCCAUUCUCUUUUCCCCUCUCUGGCUCAGAACCCCUUCCUCAUCCUCGACAUCGGCUCAUCUGCGCCUUUGAGCCAGUCCUUUCUCUAGCCUUAACCCCUGAGCCCACCUUUUACCUCUGAGCCCUAUUUUCACCGCUCUUCUCCCUGCUCCAAGUUCAGGUCCUCCAGCCUUCUGAUUUACAAAUUGUCCCUACCGUAGCUCUGAGCUUUAUGUCUCCCUCCCUCUUGCUCAGACUAGCCUUUCCCACCCCAGUUCCUGCACCCAGUUGUUCCCUUUCAACAUUAGCUAUUCUUCAAGUUUCUUUUGCUCCUAUUGGUACCUGGCCCUGCUCUGCUGGGGCAGAGACACAGAAGAUCAGGGUUGCUCCGUUCAAAGGAGGUAUUGAGCUGGAGUAGACGAGACUGGCUUCCUGGCGGUGACAUACAUUCAGAUCCCAGUAAAGGGCCCUGCUGGAGAGAUGAUAUCACUUAAUAAGACCCCGGUGACGUUCAAGGAUGUGACUGUGGAUUUCACUGAGGAGGAAUGGAGACAACUGAACCCUACUCAGAAGCAGCUGUACAGAGAUGUGAUGCUAGAGAAUUACAGAAAUCUACUUUUUCUAGGGCUUCCAGUUUUCAAACCAGUAAGCUCUUGUUUAGAGCGAGGGGAAGAACCAUGGACAGUGGAGAGAAAAGUCCCAGGAAGCCCCCGAGCAGAUUGGGAGAUUAAUUCUGAAGCCAAGCAAUCUGCUCUAAAACAAGACAUACUUGUGGAAGAGUUGUCCCUGCAAAGUCUCACAAGGAUUAGUCCCCAGGGCCAUGGGUUGGGUGAUACCUGGGAAUAUGAUGUCAAGUUUGAGGGACAGCAAGACAACCAAGAGAGAGAUUCUAUGCAAGUAACAGUUGCCCAAAGGAACAUUCCUAAUAAGCUGAAGGGCCAUGAAUGUAAUAAAUUUGGAAGAAGCUUCAAUCUUGGGUCAAUCCUUGUUCCACCACAGAAAAUUCCCAUGAAAAAGAGUCUGCGUAAAUAUAAUAUAUAUGGAAGAAACCUCAAACAGUAUUCCAGCAUGAUGAAAUAUAGUAGAAUGUCCUCAGAGCCUUGUAAGGGGAAUGAAUCAAGCAAAGCCUUCUAUUACUAUUCAGACUUUCAAUAUCAUCGAGUACUUACUGGGAAAAAGACUUAUAAAUAUCAUGAAAGUGGGAAGUCUUUUAGGCAGAACACAUAUAUUACUCAGAAUCAGAGAAUUAGUUCUGCACAAAAGUCCCAUAAAUAUAAUGAACCUGGUCAGUUCUUUACCCACAACUCAUCCUUUACUAAACAUCUGAAAGUCCAUAUUGGAGAGAAACCUUAUAAAUGUAAUGACUGUGGGAAAAUCUUUGGCUAUAUUUCAUCCCUUAUUAAUCAUCAGAGGAUACAUACUGAAGAGAAGCCCUAUGCAUGUAAUUCAUGUGGAAAGUCCUUCAGAGACAGGUCAUACCUUACUCAACACCAGAGAAUUCACACUGGAGAGAAACCCUAUAAGUGUAAUGACUGUGGGAAAGUUUUUAUCAGAGGUACACACCUCACCCGACACCAGAGAAUUCACACUGGAGAGAAACCCUAUCAUUGUAAUGAAUGUGGAAAAGCCUUCAAUCAGAGCACACACCUAAUUCAGCAUCAGAGAAUUCACACUGGGGAGAAACCCUAUAAAUGUAAUGUAUGUGGAAAAGCCUUCAGCCAGAGCACAUAUGUUAUUCAACAUCAGAGGCGGCACACUGGAGAGUAUCCCCAUAAGUGUGGUGAAUGUGGGAAAACCUUCAGCCAAAGGUCAUCUCUUAUUGAACAUCAGAGAAUCCAUACUGGAGAGAAGCCCUGCAUAUGUAAUGAAUGUGGGAGAGCCUUUAGGAGUUACCCAUCUCUUACUAAACAUCAAAGAAUUCAUACUGGAGAAAAACCCUAUUUGUGUAAUGAAUGUGGGAAAGCCUUUAGCCGUAGUGCUUAUCUUACUCAACAUCAAAGAAUCCAUACCGGAGAAAAGCCUUUUAAUUGUAUUGAAUGUGGGAAAAGUUUCAUCCGGAGUGCACACCUCAUUGAACACAAAAGAAUUCAUACUGGAGAGAAACCCUACGAAUGCAGUGAAUGUGGAAAGGCCUUUAGCAACCGCUCAUCUGUUACCAAACAUCAAAAAAUUCACACUCAAGCAAAACACUAUGAAUGCAGUGAGUGUGGCAAUAGCUUUAUUAAGAAAUCAUUACUUCUUCAACAUCGGAAAAUCCAUAUUGAAAAGAAACUAUAAAAUAUCUAUGGGAAAGCUUGAACCUCACAAUGAUUAGCUCUAUAUAGUCAGUAGAAUAUUCACACUAGUGGAAAACCUCACGAAUAAAAUGAAUAUUGGACAGCCUUCAGAUGCAGAUAUAAUUUGGGACUUUGCAGUAGAAAAUAAUUAUGAGAUUCAAAAAAAUCCGUUAUCUCAUUGAUGUGGGUACACUUUCUUCCCAAUGUAGAUGCUAUUCUCUCCUUAUCUUGGUAGACAGUUUGUGUAGUAGAAAGAACCCUGGAUAUUUAUAGUCAGAAUAUCUGGCUUCAAAUCCCAGUUCUGCUAUUUUCUUCUUUCGUGAUUUCAGGAAAUCCUUUCCUCUUUCUGGGCCUCAGUUUUCCCACAUAAGGGGGUUGGACUUGAUGAACUCUUAAGAUUCCCCUGAAGGUCUAAAUUCUAUGAUCCUGUGAGUUGGAGUGGCCAAAAUCAGAUUGUUACUUGGUGGCAGCCUUCUGGUAAUGAACCUCCUUACACUUAAGUAGGCUGGUCCUUGGAUUGUAGACUCAACUUGGAUCACAUCAUUGGUCCCAUACUGGAAGGAGUUCCAACUUAGUAGGACCUGCCAGAGCUUGUGUUCCAUUGGCAGACCUGACCAGGGUGACAUCUACAUCAUACUGAGUCAUCAGAGUAGAGUGUUAACAGAAUGAUGCAAGUAGUAUUGUCCUCAUAUUUUGGAAAGGGGAUGGGAGGAAGUGGAAUGGUAAUAAUACUCAGAGCAACUUCA